UCUUAUGAGUCUGCCAAGCGUCUGUUCACUGUCUGCGAGACCACCAUACCUGUUGAUACAAUGCGCCGACACUUUCUUCGAGGCUGAAUAUCCCGCGCUCAAGGCUUCUUCCGUCUCGGACCCAACUUGCUAACCAGCUGAUAUCUCGAUAUGAGUGCUCCCCAGAAGUCUUCCAGAUGGGGGUCCUUCCUCUCACAAGCCGUGGCCGGCGUCGAGGCGCGUCUGGACAAUAUCUUAGCCGAAGACGGUAGCCCUAAAGAGUCCACGACAUCUGCCGUCACACCCAGCGCUGCGCCAGUACCGCCCACACCCCCUACUCGCUCUGCCACGCCUUCGAAGUCUGCCAACGAUAGGCUCCAAGAGCGCCUAGCCCGUGCUGUCGCUGCUCGAAAUGCUACUUCUACGAGACAGAGCAUGGAAGUCGCUUCCGUCACCUCUAGCCCGCGCCCAAGCUCUGAUGCUCCGGAGCGACCACCCGUCACUGCUAUUCAAGCAGAAAGCCCAAGACCAAGUCAGUCUGUGGAAGAGACUGCAGAACCCGUGCCGCAGGUUCCAAUGAAUGCCUCCGUUGUCGCCCCUACGCCUAACACCAAUGACCUGCCCACCACAUCCAGUCCGCGAUCAUCAUUACAUCUCGAGUCGCCAGAAAAAGAAAAGGAACCUGAGCAAAAAUCCACCACCAGUAAUGAAGCCCAGCCUACAGCAACGCUUGCAUCAGAUCCAUAUAUAGAGCGAAUUAGCAAUCUCGAAAGGACUCUGCAGGAAAUACAGUCGCAGCAUCAGGAAGAAUUAAAUAGCUAUAUUGAGCGAGUAGAUGCUCUCCAGACAAAGCUACAGUAUCUCAGCCGAGAAGCAAGCGAGCAUGCCAGGAGUGCUGCUAAGAACGCUCCGGCAGGCAGUUCAGAAAAGAAGAUAGCGGAGAAGGAUGACCAAAUUGCCCAACUGAUACAAGAGGGCCAAAAACUAGCCGCUACAGACCACCAGAGUCGUACUAUCAUAAAGAAAUUGAGAGCUCAACUUAUUUCAAAUGAGAAGGAGCUUAAUGAGCAGAAGUUAUGGCGCCAGAAAGCGGAAUCAGAACUGGCUGAUUUACGUAGGCGGAUAGAAGAUUCUGAUGAUCUGGAGAAAGCGAACGAGGAAGCUCAUCGACUAAUAACCCAGUCCAAGAGAGAAGUAGAUAAGCUGAAAGCUGAAAAUGAGGCGAAAGAUCAGUCCAUAGCCGAUCUCACGCAACAGCUUCAAGAAGAACUGGAGAAUGCUAAGUUACUAGCAGCCAAGGCAGAUGAUUAUCAGCGAGAGGUAGAACAAAAACGAAUAAAGGAGCUUGAAGAUACUGUUGCUGCACUCAAGGCCUCGAAAGCGGAAGCAGAAUCAAACGCGAGCUUAAAGAUUACGGAGCUUCGAGACAAAGCCGACAGAACAUCAGAACGUGCCCGAGCGAUAGAGCUUGAGCUGAAGGGAGAGGUACAGAUGUUAGAGAGUAAACUAGAGGCGCUGAGAGCGAGUGCAGAAGAGGCCUCAUCCGGCGCCGUGGGAGAUGCGCAAGUUAAACUACAUAGACAGAUUGAAACGCUCCAAACGCAACACUCUAUUGCUAGUGAGAAUUGGCGAGUUUUGGAAGCAUCCCUCGAGACUAAGGCCGCCAAUCUAGAGAAGGAACGAGAUGAGGCACUUCGUCGAGAAUCGGAGAUGAGGAGAAAGGCACGCGAAGUGGCCAAUCGCGCCAAGCGUCAAGAAGAAGAGUUGGAAGAGAUGCAAAGGCAACUUCCCACGGUUCAAAGUGAUCUCAAGUCAUAUCAAUCACAACUUGACACUCUUAGAACAAGGGCGGAGCAAGCUGAGACGGCUCUGGCAGACGCUAAAGCCGAACUUGCUAGACAUCAAGCAUCAUUGCGGAAUGACAAGGGAGAGCGUACAGAUGACCGCCGAAAUUGGUUGGACGAAGUCCCCACGGCCGCCGCCCGCGACCGUGGUCGUCCAGACUCUCCCUUACUCGCAGCGCCACAACGUACCUUUAGCGGAGAUAACUUUCUUGGAUUACAGAACUACUCGAACAGGUUUCGUAAGACUUCAGCUCCUUCUAGUAAUGGUGAGCCUAGUCCGAGUGACCGGGCAUCGUUAAUAAGACGUCCAUCUGUUCAACCUCCCAUGCGAUCCCCUCUACUCUCCUCAGUAUCCAUCUUACCCACGGCAGCUACCCCCUCUCUCGCUAGCGGCUUCGAUUUCGCCCCCUCGCAGGUGGCAGAUCGAGAUGAUGUGCUAGAUGGCCUCGAAAGAUCGGCCUCCCCUCAGAACGUCUUGCAGGAUAUGGUCUCAGUCUCGACCACAACAGCAGGACCUUCCGUUCAGCUGGUGGAAAGGAUGAGUGCAGCUAUUCGCAGGUUAGAAAGUGAAAAAGUGGCUGCCAAGGAGGAGCUCGCGCGUAUUUCAGGUCAGCGAGAUGAAGCGCGUGGCGAGAUUGUAGCGCUUAUACAGGAGUUGGAGACGAGCAAGACUGCAACCAAGAGGGUGGAUGAGCUUGAGAAGGAAAUGGCCGAGAUCAACAGCAGGUAUCAAACAACGCUGGAAAUGCUAGGGGAGAAAAGCGAGCUAGUGGAAGAACUACGCGCAGACGUACAAGACGUCAAGGCCAUGUAUAGGGAUCUAGUAGAGCGGACUAUCAAGUGAAUUGGGAUGCCACAAAGUUCAUUUGGUAGCGAGUCCGUUCUAAAACCCAAGCGUUCUACCUAGGUAGUAGAUUUUUGGUUAUGGAACCAUAUUUUUACUUAUCACUUACCCCUAGACACGUGCUUGAUCAGGGCUAUCCAACAAAAAGAUCAAAGUUCGAUGCCUUCAUUUUCAGCCUCACGUUCAAUGUACUUCCGGAUCUGCGUGCAUUCAGUAAGCCUAGCUGAUACGUCUUC
Messenger RNA from Xylaria bambusicola, 2903 nucleotides. RefSeq lists its product as uncharacterized. Gene Ontology annotation, cellular component: Golgi apparatus; endoplasmic reticulum. The record is from RefSeq and is a predicted model, not a curated record. The transcript is spliced from 2 exons. Bases 151 to 2667 code for a protein of 838 amino acids. NCBI's taxonomy places the organism in Eukaryota, Fungi, Ascomycota, Sordariomycetes, Xylariales, Xylariaceae.